AUGAAGAAAGAAGUGCAAGUCAUUAAACCUCCACUUGAUAAAAGGGAAUAUAAAGUUAUCAAACUAGAGAAUGAAUUGGAAGCCUUGUUGGUGAGCGAUCCUGAAACGGCUCAAGCAGCUGCAGCCAUGGAUGUCAAAGUGGGUCACUUUUCAGAUCCUGUGAUUUUCCAGGAUUGGCACACUUUUGUGAGCAUAUGUGUUUUUUGGGAUCUUCUAAGUAUCCAAAAGAAGGGAGUAUCAGGAUUUUGUCAAGAAUAA
Molecule: messenger RNA, 258 nt
Organism: Naegleria lovaniensis
Lineage: Eukaryota; Heterolobosea; Eutetramitea; Acrasida; Naegleriidae
Exons: 4
Coding region: 1-258 (85 amino acids)
Biological process (GO): peptide catabolic process
Cellular component (GO): mitochondrion; cytosol
Molecular function (GO): metal ion binding; metalloendopeptidase activity
Source: RefSeq, a predicted model, not a curated record